This is a messenger RNA of Chaetomium globosum CBS 148.51, 1971 nucleotides long. RefSeq lists its product as uncharacterized. Gene Ontology annotation, cellular component: nucleus. The transcript is spliced from 3 exons. Gene Ontology annotation, molecular function: protein-macromolecule adaptor activity; protein binding. NCBI's taxonomy places the organism in Eukaryota, Fungi, Ascomycota, Sordariomycetes, Sordariales, Chaetomiaceae. Gene Ontology annotation, biological process: proteasome-mediated ubiquitin-dependent protein catabolic process. The coding region runs from base 1 to 1971 and encodes 656 amino acids. The record is from RefSeq and is a predicted model, not a curated record.
AUGGCGGACAAGAUCCCUUCAUCCCCCGCCAGAAGGUCGGCCACUUUGAACGCCGCUCUCCUAUCAUCACCCCCGAGGGCACCAUCAACCCACGGCAAGGAGCGAAGAAAUCCGUCAAUUACACCUAGGAAGUUUCAGCGAUUCUUCACUCCCCGAUCCCGAGUCUCAUCCAAGCCAAGCGCUGCCCGGAAAGCCCUCUGCGACCUUACUGCCCCGGCCCUGAACCGCUACCAGACACCGUCGAGCCCACUCAAGCCCAUCUCGGAGGAACUCUAUCUGCCCCUGCCCCAGGAAGCCCACCGGGGAAAGCGCCGCAAAUUCAACCAUUCCACCCCCGAGAAACAGACAACUUAUCUGCCGUCACCGCUACAGUCGUCACCACUCCUCCCAACAGCAGAUCUGAGGCCCGGCUUGGCGAGCCCCAUCCAGUCUCUAAGGUCCCGACGGGCUUUGCAAGACGUUGUCUACAGGGAUGAUGAUGUUUCGGAAGACGAGGACGAGGUGCCCGAGGUUAUGGCAGCACCAUUGAAGGCGCCUGUACCGUUGCAUCGCUGGGGGUUGGGGGCUCAGCUGGUGCAGAGGAUGACGGGUGCUAUGCGCUUCGCUAGCGAGAAGGCUCUGGAGUGUCCUGUUGCUGACUGGAGGACCGAGACGGCCGACUUCCAGAGCCGGCCUGAGGAUGCCCAUUUCUCGUCCAGCCAUGAGGGAGCACCGCGCGCCAUCCCUUUCUGCACAACUACCUGCCACAAAAGCAGUCUUGUAGCAGUUGGUGACGAGGAAGGCUAUGUACGCCUCCUCGACUCGAGCGGAGACUUCUCGAAAAUCCACCUGUCGUUCCAGGCCCACGGUAACGCCAUUAUCGACCUGGACUUCUCCGAAGACGACCAGCUAUUAGCCACCGCAUCGGGCGAUCAGACCGGCAGAGUUAUUGAUAUGCAAACACAACGACCCGUCUCCAUUCUCGGCCACCACACAGCUUCCCUGAAACAGGUCCGUUUUCAACCCGGCCGUGGCUCUAGUUGCGUUCUCGCAACCUCUGGUCGUGACGGUAGCGUUCAGAUCUGGGAUCUGCGGUGCCGAGGUGGGCCGGUCCAGGACUUGGGUAUUGUUUCCGAGGCGGGCUUGCGCCACCGUAUACCAAAGCCGCUCAACCCGGGUUGCGUGGUCAACAGCAUUUACGACGCGCACGCACGAACGACUAGGCAGGGAAAAGGUCACCUGUCCUCUUCCAACCCCGGCGACGUUGCCCGCUUAGGCGAAGUUCCGGGCCGCUUCGGCGAGGUCUCGGUCACGGCAAUGCAAUUUCUCCCUCCCGGCCGCGAGCACCUCCUCCUCACCGCCUGCGAAGCCGACGCGAGCAUCAAGCUCUGGGACAUCCGCGCAGUCCACACCAGCCGGCACCACAAAGCCAGCACCCCCGUCUCCUACACAGCGCCACCCCCGAGCCACGUCGCCUUCCGACCCUUCAGCAUCUGCUCCAUGACCCUCGGCGGCGACGGCACGCGCCUGUACGCCCUCUGCAAAGACAACACUGUCUACGCCUACAGCACCGCCCACCUCGUGCUCGGCCACGCCUCCGAACUGACCCCCGCCCUCCCGGGCACCGAGCCCCCGCGCCGCCGCCACCACCCACACGGCACCGCCCACGAGGGGCUCGGCCCGCUCUACGGCUUCCGCCACCCCCUCUUCCACGCGACGAGCUUCUACGUCAAGACAGCCAUCCGGCCCGCCGCCGAGGGCCGCCCGGAGCUCCUCGCCGUCGGCAGCUCCGACGGCGCCGCCGUGCUAUUCCCCACCGACGAACGCUACCUGCGCGACGCCUGGUCGUCGUCAUCCCCCGACGACAACACUACCGCCCAGGAAACAUACUACGUCGGGCGCCCCCACCGACAAGGGCCCCUCGACGCGGUCGCGGCCGGGGCUCCGGUCCGCAUCGGCGGCGGCAUCGGCGUCGGGCACCGCCGGCGCUAA